Molecule: messenger RNA, 2784 nt
Organism: Macrosiphum euphorbiae (potato aphid)
Lineage: Eukaryota; Metazoa; Arthropoda; Insecta; Hemiptera; Aphididae
Source: the annotation of a GenBank genome assembly
AUGUAUCGACAGAUUAUGAUCAGACCUGAAGAUCGACCAUUCCAACAUAUUCUUUGGCGUGAUUCACCCGAUGAAGAAAUAAAAGAGUUCGAAUUACUGACGGUGACAUAUGGGGUUAGUUCCGCACCAUAUUUGGCCAUUCGAUGUCUUCAUGAGUUGGAUGCACAAGAAGGUCAUCGAUUUCCACUUACAAAAGGAAUUCUUACAGACGCCACGUAUGUGGAUGACAUAGUCGUUGGUGCCGAUUCGGAAGAGGAAUUAUUGUCACUCCAGAAACAAAUUGUUGCCCUUUUGCGUUCCGGUGGGUGUGAAUUAAAAAAAUGGACGAGCAACUGUCCUCUGAUACUGCAGCAGGUGCCAUCGGAGGACUGUGCUCAGCAGACGUCAUUCGAUCCAAAGGAGGAUCAUUCUAUCAAGGUUCUCGGUCUGUACUGGGAUACUGAUUCUGACUACUUCGCUUAUCAUACUCGCACUCCGGAACCUCAACUAUCAAAGCGGAAGGUACUAUCCGUUAUCGCUCGAUUAUUUGACCCAAUUGGCGCCUUGGGCCCAAUGCUUAUGUGGGCAAAGGGGUUCAUGCAGAAGCUUUGGCAUGACCAACUCGACUGGGACACUCCACUACCCGAGAAUCUAAGCACGGCUUGGAACCAGUUUCUGAUGGAGUUACCAACCAUACAUCAAGUCACCUUGCCUCGUUACAUCAAUGUUCAGUCCUACUCUGAUAUCCAGCUCCUCGGGUUUGCAGACGCAUCAUCGAAGGGUUACGCUGCUACUAUUUAUCUACGUGUUGUCCACACCUCUGGAAAUGUGACCGUUCAUUUUGUGUCCUGCAAGACAAAGGUUGCUCCAAUUAAAACGUCUCAGCUAGAUGAAUCAUUAUCCAUACCUCGUUUAGAAUUAUGCGCUGCGUUGCUAUUGGCCCAAUCACUGUUUCACAUCCAAGAAGUUCUCUCAACUUCAAUCAAGAUUUCUCAAGUACGUGCGUGGACGGACUCAUCAAUUGUCCUUUCGUGGUUGUCGACUGAACAAAAAUAUUUUAAGAUAUUUGUCACACAUCGCGUUGUAAAGAUUCAUGCUCUGGUUCCUAAGUGUCACUGGGGUCACGUUCGUACCCAUGAAAACCCUGCCGACCCGGCGUCACGAGGACUUCUACCCACCACCAUGGCAUCGUCGUCACUACAUUGGAACGGACCAGAAUUUUUAACACUUCCUGAAGAAUACUGGCCACCGUCGACAUUCACUCCAAUGCCCCUAGAUGAUUUGCCUGAGACCAAAGCCGAUACAACAACCGUUCUACAUGUCACUAAAGUUCAUCCAUCUAUUGAACCUUUUCACCGGUUUUCAUCUCUGAUUAAAAUGCAAAGAGUUCUGGCUUAUUGUCUCCGUUUUAGUCCUCGAUCUAGGCAUCGACCUGUUCUAACUGGACCUCUCACUAGAGCAGAGUUAAACUACGUCUUAAUCAUUGCCGUAAAGGAGACGCAAAAGAUAUAUUUUUAUAACUUCUGGAAGCAGCUGACUACAUCGCAGAUGAUAACUCCCGCUUCGUUGGCUCAACUUGCCCCGUUUGUUGAUAAUGACGGACUUAUUCGUGUUGGAGGUCGUCUUCGAUAUUCAGCGUUAAACGAAGAUGCAAAACAUCCUAUUCUUUUGCCACACUCUGCCCAUGUCACUAAAUUACUAAUUCGUCAUUAUCAUUUGAGUUUUCUUCAUGGUGGACCUAAAUUAGUCCUCUCCAUGAUGUCGCAUAAAUCCUGGAUCAUCUCUGGCCGAGAUGCCAUACGACGAUUUAUAUUUUCCUGUGUUACGUGUAGCCGUCACAAGGCAGAUCACCCUCGACCGUUUAUGGCAGAUAUCCCAUCAAGCCGUGUUCAACCACAUCGCCCUUUCUUACAUGUGGGUAUGGAUUACGGAGGGCCCUUCGUGAUUAAGGAUUCUCGCCGUCGUAAUGCACGCACUUCGAAAGAAUAUCUCGCUCUAUUCAUCUGCAUGACAGUAAAGGCUGUCCAUUUAGAAAUUGUUUCUGACCUGACAACAGACGCCUUUCUCGCUGCAUUAGACCGUUUCGUGGCUCGUCGUGGAACUCCGGCACAUUUGUACUCCGACUGUGGGACGAACUACGUUGGGGCUGCUCGACAACUUAAGUCCAUAUUUAGGGAUACCAGUGCACAAGAGAAAAUGAUUUCUCACCUCCCAUGCACCUGGAACUUCAAUCCACCCGCCGCACCGCACUUCGGUGGGUUGUGGGAAGCUGCAAUCAAAAGUUCAAAACAUCACAUGAAGCAUGUCAUUGGUACUCAAGUUCUAACAUUUGAGGAAAUGCUAACAUUGGUCACCCGCAUCGAAGGAAUAUUAAAUUCACGGCCACUUACACCGCUUUCAUCAGAUCCAAAUGAUCUCGUUCCGUUAACGCCCGGCCAUUUUUUAAUCGGACAACCAUUGCACGCUCUUCCAGAACUUGACGUUUCACAGAUUCCCCUCAACCGAUUAAAUAGAUGGCAGUUGAUCCGUCAGUGUCACCAAUCCUUUUGGAAAAGGUGGGCGAAGGAAUAUCUGACCACCUUGCAAGGACGCCAGAAGUGGUUCCACAAAGAAUUGGAUCUAGCUGUUGGGGACAUGGUCAUCGUCGAGGCCCCGAACCGGCCCCCUUCCGAAUGGCGUUUGGGACGUGUGACGGAAGUACAUUCUGGCAAGGACGAAACAGUUCGAGUCGUUACCGUGCGAACUCAGGAUGGAACUUACAAAAGACCAGUUGUUAAACUGGUUAAGUUGCCGGUAGAUCCAUAA